UGUUAUUGGCUGUGUGGAUUUAUUGAUGAAUUGAAUGGCAGGGUCUAUCCACACUGAUUGUCCUAUCUGCCCACUCACACCCCUCAGCACACAGCACAUUGUGAUUCACAUCAUGCAGCCCUGUGCCCUCCCCUGUGAUUGUGCUGGGCUGUCUCAAAUACACACAGCAAGCUGAUCCACUGCAGCCCUCACACUAAGAGAGAGAAAGCCAGGCUCUGAGACCCAACAGUGCUCCUCCAGACACGAUGCGCAGUUUGAUAGAAGACAUGUUUUGGAACAAGCUAUUGUCAGCCUUCCUGCAAUGGGAAUUCAUUCGAAUAGCAGCAUUGCACACCGAGAUCUAUCGCCUUCCUCCCUCAGGCUUGAUCAUGACUUGCAUGUUGACAAAUACAUCGUAUAACAACUCGACUCUGGGGAGAUUUUCACAAAAUGCUACCCAUAUCUCUGCGCACUAUGAUUUUCUAAAUUCCAGUUGGACUUUUCGCUGUCAAGACAUUCCGAAUGUGAAUACACAAGAACAUUUCUCCUGCUGCGUGUGGGAUGAUAUUUACUCCGAUUACUCCAGAGAUAAUGAAUUUGACAGAACAAAAGAUAACAUUGUGGCAGAUUUUUCUUCAGAUAUACAGCUCCUGGGUGGUAUCUGGAAAAUACAAUGCUGGACCCAAGCGGCAACAGACCAACUUACUUGUGAGAUAACACUAUUAUCAACUACAACUCCUGUGCCAAAGAUGUAUGAACUUCAUUAUUCACUAUUGGCACAGAAUGACAGCAGAGAAUCUGUUCCGUGUAAUUGCCUUAGUUACCCCAGAUGUGUGUGUUUUCUGCCGUUUGUGAAUGCCAGUGAAGGCUAUGUCCUAUGGCUGCAUAUUUUUAAUGACACCACAGAGUUCGUGUCUCCCGGAAUUGCUGUCUCUCCUUCCAAUAUGGUCAAACCCAAUCCACCAGAUGAUUUGAAAAUGGAAAUCACAGAACAAGGAACAUUAAAGGUUCUCUGGUCAAAGCCGAAGUUUUCACCGACUGACCUUCAAUAUCUAGUGAAACAUUACACGAAUACAUCGGCAAACAGGACCCAGGUUUUCCAUCUUGUUAAUGAAACAUCGUUGAUCAUUGAGAACGUUGUGCCAUGUUCUACGCAUCUAGUUGAGGUGCGUUGUAAAAGCCUACAUAACACCAGCAUUUGGAGUGACUGGAGCAGUCCUGCUGUCUUCAAUCCACAAGAUGUUUUCUAUUUCCCCCAGAAAGUUCUGGCUAGUAGUGGAUCCAAUGUAUCGGUCCAUUGUAUUUACUGUGACGGAGGUAGAGCGGUCCCAUCGAAGGAGAUUAGAUGGUGGUUUAAUUUAGCUGAGAAGAUAUCUGAUCUCCAGUAUUCCGUCGUCAGUGAAUAUGCCGGCAAAGUAUCAAUAACGAACCUCAACACCACAAAACCAAAGGGGAAGUUUAACUACGACGUGUUACAUUGCUGUAUCCAGAGUAACAAAUGCCAUCACCGGUACGCUGAAAUUCACGUUCUAGAUACCAAUAUCAACAUUUCAUGCCAAACUGAGGGACGUCAAACUGCCAUGACCUGCCGCUGGGACGCUAAACAAAUUCCAAUACGAGAUAACAUUUCUUUGGAGCUUAAAUAUUAUCGGAACAAAGUGUAUUGUUCAGAGACACACCGAGAUCCCAACGCGUCCAGUUUGGCAGACUGCCUGCUGCAGCGAGACGGAUUCUAUGAAUGUAUUUUCCAGUCGGUAUAUAUUCUGUCUGGCUACACCAUGUGGAUUGAGAUAAAGCAUCCUCUUGGAAUUCUUCAUUCCCCACCAGUGUGUGUUAUGCCUAUAGAUGUUGUUAAACCUCUCGCUCCGUCAAGAGUUGAAGCUCUGAUUAUGGAGGGCAAUGGAGACUUGUAUGUGAGCUGGAAAAGGCCGGCGCUCCCAGCCUACGAGCUUCAAUAUCAAAUACAAUAUGGAGUACAUGGAAAAGAAACUCAGUGGAAGAUGAUUGAUAUUUCUAGAAAUGAAUCCAUAACUGUACAAGUGAAGGAAAUCUGUGCUUCGUACACCGUUCAGAUUCGCUGUAGAAGAUCAGACGGCAGUGGAUAUUGGAGUGACUGGAGCGGGCCUGUUCACACUGUAUUAAAGGACAUUCGAGCUCCUUUAAAGGGACCAGAUUUUUGGAGAAUUUUACAGAAUAAUCCUAUUCAAAAAGGAGAAAAUGUCACUCUGCUAUGGCAGCCACUAGCAAAGGAAUAUUCAUUAUGUAGCAUCAGAAGAUACAAAGUCUAUCAUCAGACUCCUAAAAAUGUCAGCUGGUCGGAGGACAUAGAAGACACCACGACAUACACAUUUACCAUGAUGGACGAAGUGCAAACGGUGACUGUUCUUGCAAUCAACUCUCUUGGACAUUCUUCCAUGAACAGAAAUUUAACAUUUUCCCAUGAAAUAAGUGCAGUAAGCGCCGUUCGGUCAUUCAGUGUGUACCUGAUAAACUCCAGUUGUGUGGUCGCUAUGUGGACGCUGUUACCAUCCCUUUACACUCCUUCAGAAUUCGUAGUUGAAUGGAGAAACCUUCGUAAAGAAGAUGAUGUGCGGUGGACGUUUAUCCCAGCGAACGUUACCAGAUAUUACAUUGAAGAUGUUUUUUUCAUCAUUGAGAAAUAUGUGUUCAGCCUGAACCCCAUCUUCGCCGAAGGAGUCGGCAGCCCCAAGUUUGCCUAUAGAUUUACUAACGUGGAUUUAACAGAACCGCCGAAUGAUACUGGAUUAUAUGUCAUUUUACCGAUUAUAAUCUUAUCAUCUCUUCUCCUGGCUGGGACAUUAAUGGUAUCACAUCAGAGGAUGAAACAGAUGUUCUGGAAAGAUGUUCCGAACCCCAAGUACUGCUCGUGGGCUCAAGGAGUGAAUUUUCAAAAGCCAGAUACUCUAGAAAACCUAUUCAUUAAGCACCAUGAACAUCUGGCUCCCAGCUCUGUCUAUCUCUUAGAGCCAGAAACGUCCUUCGAGAACUUGAGUAUUGACAAAGCAUUCCAGAAAGAACAUGUAGACGACAUAUCAAUAGUUAAUGGCCUGUUCACGGUAAUUGAUGAUCCUGACCACGACUCGGCCUGUGCCACGAGUAGCAGUUGUGUUUACGAAGAUGGUGGAGAGGAGACCGUCUACACUGGUGUCAUAUGCCAAUCCAGUGUCAAGUAUGCAUCAAUAAUUAAUAAUCCACAGCAAAGAGAGAACGUUAUUAACGAGAGGAAAGUGAGCGCUAGUUCUUUUGACGGCUGUUUCUUGGAAAACAAGACUUUAGUUAUUGGAAAUCUCGAAGACGAGCAACAAUCUUUUAUUAUAUUAUCGGGAUUACAACCAAAGCAGCCUAGCAAGCAGUCUUCCAACUCCACUGUAUCAUCUGAAGGCUUCUCGGAACCUUCAGAUCACGACGAAAGUUUUGCCGAUUUUUGCACCAUAGAGAGGAGCCUCUAUUACAUCGGACUUGACUCGUCACAGCAAAGCGAGGCCGAAAACUAUUUUUCAGAAAAUCCCUUGGAGACCUAUCCUUUCCAGGAAAACCUUCCUUAUAAACAGAUGGACUUCAUAAAAGACAAAUCUUCUGAGUUCAUCACUAACUCAUAUGAUAACAGAGGGUCUGUUAAGAAUGUCAUCUCAUACAUGCCGCAGUUUCAAGUGCACCCUACCAAGCUACAAGGAAUGAGUGAAUGAGAUAUUUAUCAUCUAGGCUUGUAGAAUACAUCCCAGCUCAAUGGCUGCCAAGUUAUUAUGCAUUAAAUUGCAUCAUAGAGGAUUAUGUUCCUUCAUAAGUGUCGAAUGGCAGAUGGCUAGGAAUCGAACGCCA
Molecule: messenger RNA, 3819 nt
Organism: Pelobates fuscus (common spadefoot toad)
Lineage: Eukaryota; Metazoa; Chordata; Amphibia; Anura; Pelobatidae
Gene: LEPR
Product: leptin receptor
Exons: 19
Coding region: 246-3686 (1146 amino acids)
Biological process (GO): cytokine-mediated signaling pathway
Cellular component (GO): signaling receptor complex; external side of plasma membrane; membrane
Molecular function (GO): cytokine receptor activity; cytokine binding
Source: RefSeq, a predicted model, not a curated record